AUGGGUGCUGUGGUCCAAAGCCACACUGAGAGCCAAUGGUUUGAGGGUUGGGACACAGGAUAUCUGACCUUUGGCAAGGCUUGGGAGAAGGGCAAAGGCAAAACCUUGCCAAUGAAAUCCCAGGGCCAGGUUUUCCUCGGGGUCACCCACGUUGUUUUCUCUCCUACCCAGAAGUACCACUCAGACCCCGGGGCUGGGAGCAGCAGCAGUGGUCCCAGCGGCUUCGUCCCCAACCUCAACACCAUCGCCACCAGCCAUAACCUCCAGUGGAUGGUCCAGCCCACCAUCAUGGGUGCCUCGCCUGGGAUCCCACCCUACCCUCGGCCCUAUCCCUGCCCACACUACGGCCCCGGAGUCCGUCCACGCGUGAUCCGCACCGCAGGACCCUUGUUGGUGCCACGGAGGCGCCAUUCGGAGCAUGAGACAGACCAGUUGGAGGCCGAGCAAUCGAAGCUGCAAAAGGAGAUUGCGGAGCUGCAGAAGCAGAAAGAGCGCUUGGAGCUGGUGCUGGAAGCCCACCGUCCGGCCUGCAAAGUCCAAGGGCAGUCGCCGGGCAAAGAAAAAGAAGGUGGCGACCAGACGACAACAAUCAAGCAGGAAUCCCCUCCGGGGCCCAGUGUCCCACGCCGGGCCGCCCCAGUGCCUCCCAGCAUCACUUUACCGCCCAGCGGCCCCUUGGAGCCCGAAGCCCUGCACACCCCGACCUUGAUGUCCACCCCUUCCUUGACCCCCUUCACCCCGAGUUUAGUUUUCACUUAUCCGGCUCCCGGCGACCCCGAAGCACCGUCCGGUUCGGGAUUCCCGCAAGAGCCCUGCUCUUCUGCCCAUCGGCGCAGCAGCAGCGGCGACCAUUCCUCCGAUUCUCUCAAUUCGCCCACUUUGUUGGCACUCUAAGACAGUCAUCAUGGAGUACCGGGUGCCAGCUUUGCUUCUGCCUCGGGUCGUGGUUUGGACUGUCAUUCUGUUGCCUCAACAAGAGUCUAGUGUCUCCAUCUAGGGAAGUCAUAGUCACACUCUAUUCUGCUUUGGAAUCAGACUGUG
This is a messenger RNA of Anolis sagrei ordinatus, 1041 nucleotides long. NCBI's taxonomy places the organism in Eukaryota, Metazoa, Chordata, Lepidosauria, Squamata, Anolidae. The record is from RefSeq and is a predicted model, not a curated record.